AUGGCUGUAAAGCUCUCGUCUCUGACAUGGUCCAAUAGGAUCCCCAAAUGGGUUCUUUUUCGUGCCUAUGUUUCCCCAAUUCCAUGUGCAAAUCACGUCCAGCUUACCCCAGAAUACGAUCACAACCCACCGAACGAAUCUGAAUUUGAAGCAAAGAUCCAAUUUUUGAGAAACCAGCUUAGCCCUGACAGAUUAGUUCGAGUUCUGGAUUCGACCCGUGAUUUGGACUCUUCAUUGAAGUUGUUCAAAUGGGCUUCUACCCAGAAACGGUUUCAGCACACAGCUGAAACCUAUUUCCAGAUGAUCUCGAAGUUGGGUAUGGCGGGAAGUGUGGAGGAAAUGGAAGGCUUUUGCAGUGAGAUGGCGAAGGAGAGAUGUCCCGGGACAGACGAAGCGGUCGUGGCAUUGAUCGAUCUGUUUGUUGAACAUGGGAGGCUCACUGAGGCUUUAGGGGUUCUUGGGACCAUGAAUUGGAGUGGUUAUAAGCCUUCAAUUUUAGUGUUUAACGGUUUGAUGGGUGCCCUAGUGAAGGGAAAGAGAGGUUUUGGAAAUGUCUUGUUUGUUUACAAGGAGAUGGUGAAGGCAGGUAUUGUUCCUACGACUGACACCUUGAAUUAUUUGUUGGAGGCUCUGUUGCAGGCUGAUCGAGUUGAUACUGCUUUGGACCAGUACAGAAGAAUGAACAAGAAAGGAUGUGUUCCAAGUAGCAAGACCUUUGAGAUUCUUGUAAGUGGGCUUGUUGACAGAAAUCGAGUGGAUGAAUCGGUUGAUGUUCUAAAUGAGAUGCUUGAGCUCAAGAUUGAACCAAGUUUGAGUUUCUUUAACACUAUCAUACCCAUAUUCUGUAGGUUAAACAAUCUAGAGGUAGGAAUGAGGCUAUUUGAGAUGAUGAAAGCCUCUAAGCUUUCACCAGAUUCUCAACUCUCUGGUGUUUUAAUACAAUGUUUGUGUGGGAAUCAUCGUGUAGAUGAUGCGAUAAACCUUGUUGAAGAGAUGAGUAAUUGCAGUUUAACACCAACCGAUGAUAUGUUGGUGAACAUAGUUAAUAGUCUUUGUGCAUCGGGACAUCUUGACGAGGCUACAGAGUUUUUGAAGGAUAAACAUAUUUUGGGUCGUCGUCCACACAAUGCUCUGCUUCGUGGGUAUUGUACUGCCAGUAACUUUGUUGCAGCAGUGGUUCUAUUUACUAGCAUGUUAGAGAGGAAUAUAGCUGAUACUUCUUCUUGGAACAUUCUCAUCAGAUGGCUGUCUGAGAAUGUGAGGAUUAGUAAAGCAUUGGAAUUUCUCUGUAGAAUGAUUGUUUCUUCAUAUGUCCCUGACUGUGCAACCUACUCUGCCCUCAUUGUUGGUAACUGUAGACUCAACAAUUUCGAGGACUCACUACGGCUGCUUCGUCAAGUUUGUGCCAAUUCUUGGCUUUUGGAUUCCACAUCUUAUGCUGAGCUAGUUGAAUGCCUGUGCAGGAGAGAGAUGCUACAAGAGGCCACUGAAGUCUUUAGCCAUAUGUCUAACAACAGGUGCAGCCUCCCUUUGCCCUCAUUCAACAUGUUGCUUAGGGGACUUCGUGAAAAUGGAAAUGUUGAUGGAGCAAUCAGGCUCUUACCAUUGGCUUACUAUUCGGGUACUUCCUGUUCUACUCUAACUUACAAUGUUUUGAUGCUCGGUAUAUCAAAGUCGGGGAAAGCAAACGAUAUGCUAGUAGUUUUGGCUAGAAUGCUGGUCGAGGGGUGUACUCUUGAUGGUGAAACAUACGGUCUACUAAUAGCAGGCAUGAUUUCUCACCGCCGAAUCAAGGAUUGCAUUCUCUUUUUCAAUUCAAUGGCCAGGGAGGGGUCAUGGCCUGAUUCAGAUGUACUGGCCAAUCUUAUAUCAUACUUGGCCGAGCUCUCUCAGCUCCAUACAGUUUUGUUUGCCAUCGAUAGGCUCCUACAACACAAUCAAAUUCUUAAUCCAACAAUGUACAGGAUACUGAUCAAUGGUCUUUGGAAAGAAGGAUACAGAAGUGAGGCGAGUCGAGUAUUAGACAUGAUGUUGGAAAAGGGUUGGAUCCCGGAUUCUACCACUCAUGGACUGCUGAUGGGCUCUGUCCCCUCCCGGGAGAGAGUGGGACUCAAGGUAGCAGACAAUGAAGGCAUAGACACGCAAGACAAGGUAAGCAGCAUACUUGCUGAAGGAUUGGGGGGAGAGACUGACUUAGAGUAA
Molecule: messenger RNA, 2202 nt
Organism: Diospyros lotus (date-plum)
Lineage: Eukaryota; Viridiplantae; Streptophyta; Magnoliopsida; Ericales; Ebenaceae
Product: pentatricopeptide repeat-containing protein At1g63330-like
Exons: 1
Coding region: 1-2202 (733 amino acids)
Molecular function (GO): protein binding
Source: RefSeq, a predicted model, not a curated record